Molecule: messenger RNA, 1965 nt
Organism: Phytophthora megakarya
Lineage: Eukaryota; Oomycota; Peronosporomycetes; Peronosporales; Peronosporaceae
Source: the annotation of a GenBank genome assembly
AUGUCGCGAGCACGUUUGCAUGUGGCCCAGUCCCAUCGCCGCUCAGCGAUCACCCUACACGAUUUUUUCCCGAAGAUCCCGACCGAAUCCAAGGCUACGGAUAUUGAAAAUCAAUUUCGGGCAGUGAAGAAACAAGCGGCAAAGCGCCGUAAGCAGGAAGAGCGAGCGACACCGGCGGCACAGAGCAACCACCCCUCCCUUCACGAAGCAGAUCAAACGUUUGGGUGUGUGACCCAAAAUGUGAAUGGCUUUGGUUCUUCAGCAGUGAAGAUGGGGGAGUGGCUACGUUCCUUUCGCACUUCGGAUCGACGUGGUAGAAAUGACGUUUACAUUUUACAGGAGACGCACGUGGAAGAACGAGAGAUCAGCCGGGCUAGCGCCACAUUUGCAGGACAAUGGGGGUUUCGAACGGGGCCAGGGUGCCCCUUCCGCUCUUUCUGGUCGCCUUCUUGCGAACGCAAAGGAGGGGUUGCGAUACUGGUAGACCCGUACGGAUCAUUCACGGACGUGGGACCAGUGUAUGAGCAUAUGUGGUCACCUCAUUUUAUGGCGGUGAAAGGAAUGAUGAAGGGUGAGAAAUUGAUUGUGGUUAAUAUUUAUGCGCCUCACCAACCAGCGAAGCGUGAAGCUUUCUAUCGGAAGCUGACGGAUAUGGAUAUACCAACAGGGGUUAAAAUGGCAAUUGGAGGGGACUUUAACUGCACUUUAGACCCAGUGGCGGACCGGAGCUACUUCCGACAAAGGGAUGGCCACGAUUCACCCGCGCUACGUAUGUUGUUGGAGAAUUGGGGGUUAGCAGAUCCGGUGGCAUGGACAAGGCCGCUAGAGUGGACUCCAGUUGCACUGCGGCAGCACCAUGAUGCAACGCAUACGUACUUUUACAGGGUUGACGGCCAUGGCUCUGCAACGUCGAGGCUGGACAGGUGGUACAUCACGCCUUCGUUACGAACUUGGGUGGCACAGACGGAGGUAGUUCACCCGGCUACUAAAGCGGACCACGCUGGGGUAAAGCUUCACCUUCGGUCACCAUCUGAUCCAGUUCGAGUCUGGAAGCCAGCUCGCAUUCACCCAGUGCCUGGGUUUGCAGAGAUCAAAGUAGCGGAAGCUACGCGAGAACGGCUGGCACAAUUUCUUGACGAGAUUCCAUCAGAAGUUGUGGCGGCAGGGAUUGCGUGGGAUAGUCUCAAAAUUGAUAUAGCGAAGCACACCCGACGAAUUGUGAAAGAAUGCCGCAAGAGACGCAGACACUCGUUACAAAAAAAAUUGUACCGAAUGGCUCGUCAAGAUGAACGACUGAAAGAACUUCGGGACGGUCACAGACCUUCGGUGGAUUUGAUCACGGAUUUGAUGGACGGCCUCUCGUUGGCAGACGUGGACGGGGACAGCCCUCGAAUGCGCCUUCGAAGGGCGAUAACGGAGUGCAAACGCGAACGGGCUUCUCUUAGUCAACGAAGACUAUUAGCUUCUGCGACUCACUGGGACGGCAAGACCACGAAGCAGUUUUUUCGGAGGAUUUCAAGCAAGUUUGCGGAUAAUACUAUUCCACGACUUCGCCCUGCUGAGGGGUGCCCAGCACGCGGUAUACAUGACAAGGCGGAUACAUUGGCUGACGCAUGGAGUCCAAUCUUCCAACAACCGGCUAGGGAAUCUGCGCUGGCCGUGAAUGUCGCUAACAUCUUUUGCUUAAAAAAAGGAGGUGACAGUGGGGAUCCUCUCAACUACCGGCCGUUAGCACUCCUCAAUUCAGAUUACAAGAUCUUCACGAGGAUACUUGCAACUCGGGUGAGUGCUUUACUGCCAAUGCAGAUCCACCCUAACCAGAACGGAUUUGUGGCACGAAGGACGAUUCACGACACUAUUGACCUCUUUGACGCAGCCCAAAUUGCGGCGACACGUGACAUCGACCAAGAUGAGGCGAUAUACUACGACAUCACGGGUACGCAGACAGAUUUAUCAAAGCGGUGA